This is a messenger RNA of Coccidioides posadasii C735 delta SOWgp, 1879 nucleotides long. RefSeq lists its product as uncharacterized. Gene Ontology annotation, cellular component: nucleus. Lineage: Eukaryota; Fungi; Ascomycota; Eurotiomycetes; Onygenales; Onygenaceae. The record is from RefSeq and is a predicted model, not a curated record.
CACCGCGAUAUAUACGGCGUUUCAUAGCUUAAAUUUUUGUGAUUUUCCGAACUGCAGAUUGAUUAGAGUAUCUUUUGUGGUUACGUGCUGCGAGGAUCUAGAGGUUGAUACCAGUAUGGCGGCUGCUGCUGCAAAACCUACCAAGAAUCAGCUGAGGCGGGCCAGAAAGAAGGCUAAGAAGGCUGAGGCCCAAUCACAGACCAAUGGGGAUGUCUCAGCUACUGUCACUCCGUCAGAACAGGAGGUAACAGAGUCCGAAACCAAAAAGACGGGUGCAGAACCAGACACCAAACAGAAUGUACCCCAACCCGAGAAACGAGCGGAUGCCGAUGGAGAUGUAGACUAUUCCUCGACGGAAUUUGCACCCCAACUCGACCAGGAGGAUCCGUUAUUUGAGAUGUAUAAAGAUGUGAUGGGAAGGUUCAAUCAGGAUGAAGUCGAAGAAGCUUCAUCGAAGCAGCUAGACAAGCCGGAAGUAUACUUUGAAGACGAUGACAUUCCUGAUGAAGAUGAAGAAAACUCGACACCGAAGAUCUCGAAGAAGAAACGAAAGGAGCUCAAUAAGUUGUCGGUAGCGGAGUUAAAGGCACUGGUUCAGAGACCGGAGACUGUGGAGUGGACAGAUGCUUCGGCUACAGAUCCAAGACUCCUCGUUCAUAUCAAGGAAUAUCGAAAUGUGGUUCCUGUUCCAAGUCAUUGGUCCUUGAAGCGGGAGUACCUGUCGUCGAAAAGAGGUAUAGAGAAACCACCUUUCCAACUUCCCAAGUUCAUUCAGGAAACCGGUAUUGCGGAAAUGCGCGAUGCAGUUUUGGAGAAGCAGGAUCAACAGACUCUCAAACAGAAACAGCGCGAACGUGUGCAACCUAAAAUGGGAAAGCUUGAUAUUGACUACCAGAAGUUAUACGAAGCAUUCUUCAGAUUCCAGACGAAGCCGGAGCUGACUCGAUACGGAGAGGUUUACUACGAGGGAAAGGAGUAUGAAACUAAUCUGCGGCAUCUACGACCAGGUGAGCUCAGUGAUGAACUGAAAGAAGCUCUAAAUAUUCCUCCUGGCGCACCCCCACCAUGGCUCAUAAAUCAACAGCGUUAUGGUCCUCCUCCUUCGUACCCUGCUCUUAAGAUUCCCGGACUUAACGCUCCACCUCCACCGGGUGCGAUGUGGGGAUAUCAUCCAGGCGGUUAUGGAAAACCCCCCGUCGAUGAACAUAACCGUCCAUUGUAUGGCGGUGAUAUUUUUGGCGUUUUGCAGACCCAGCAGAAUGUGCAGCAAGGAGAGCCAGUUGAGAAAGACUUAUGGGGUGAGUUGCAAGCCCCAGAAGAAGAGUCGGAAGAGGAAGAAGAGGAGGAGGAGGAAGAAGAGGAAGAAGAGGAAGAAGUUGGUGCAAGCUUGCAGACUCCAAGCGGAUUGGAAACGCCCAGCGGCAUGGUAUCGGCUGUACCGUCUGAAUUCGGUACUGCUGAAAGCAUUGCUGGAGAGUUCGAUGUUCGAAAGCAUCAUCGCGGAACGGAGACGGAAGAGACAACCCACCCCAGGUCGGCUUAUCAAGUUAUCCCUGAAAGACAAGCUCAGGUCCAGGGCUUCUUCGGUGGUGAUCGAGUUUACGACCUUAAGGCGGCGGAGUCCAACAUUCCCCUACUUGGUGCCGAAGAGCAGAACCGGAAGCGAAAGAAACCAGGCGACGUGGACGUGUCUCUGGACCCAGACGCUUUGCAGACACAUGAUGGCAUCAGCAAGGAUAAUUUGAAGAGCCUCUACGAGUCCCAAAGGCAGCAGGAGAAUAAUCCCAACUGGUCAUUCCAGGAGGAUCUAAGCGAUAUGAUAGCCAGUGAGAGCCGCAAGAGAUUAAAGAAAGAUGAAGAAAGACGUUCUAGGCGGUAG